UGUAACGCGUGAUCUGUCGAUCUCAAUUCCCUCCGUGACUUGGUUUUGUAAAAAAAAACUUAUUUUGCAUUUCCCCCCACUUUCACGGGCUUUCUAUAUCUUUGUGUAGGCAUUACCGACAUUUUUUCCAAGCUUUAAGAAUAAUAUCCUACUGGAUUUUGUCCAUUGCAGCAUCUUCUUCGCGUAAAAAAGUCAGGUUCAUUUUUUCCUAGGCAGCUUAUAGUCAAUUGAUUUUGAUGGCGAGUCAGCACCAGAAAAAUCUCUUGUCAUGUAUUUUGCAUUCGGUAUGAAUGUGUGUUGAUGGUGUUGACGAAGGAUGACGCGUUUUUAUAGGAAAGCAAAAGAGUUGAGGUAGGCAUUGAAAGACAUAUUUGAAAGACGUCACAAUUCAGCUGUAAAUCUAACAGCACAUCUAAGAGGCUCCAAUUUCUCCGGAAAAAAAUCGUACACGAAAUAGGAAGCUUUCGAAGGCUUCUGUUGGUCACUUCUGUCGAUCUAGUUUCUCUCAUCUUCAACUUCGCAUUUAUAAGCAAGAAGAUUCAGCAGUAAAUCAUCCAGUUCCAUUCCGACUUCCUCCAACCAACAAGAUGUUUCUCAAGGCUUUCGCAAUCCUGCCAGCGAUUUUUUCCUUGGUGACGGCUGCUAGAAUGAACUCGGCUAUGGGAUCCAAGCGAGGCGGUUUCAGUCUGGAGCCUUUUGGCCAUGGCACCCAUCAUUCGCAUGCAUUGAAGACCAUUCGAUCGUCCGUCGACUCGUCAGGCAAAGCCAAUGAAAGAUCGCAUCCCGAAAAUGAACUGGAUUCAGCUGGAUUUGGAGCUCCAGCAUACGGUAGUGUGGGAGCGGCCGGGUUUGGUUCUCCUGUUCAAGGAUUCGGUGGACCUGCUGGUCAUCAUCAAGGCGGAGCUAGUGGAUUUGGACUUGGCAGUCAAUCAGGUCCCUUUGGUGGCUCAUCUGCAUCCUAUAAUGAUCAAUCAGGAUCAAUUGGCGGUCCAUUGGGCUCGUUCGGUAGUCCAGCUGCAGCCUUUGGAGGUCAGUCCGGAUAUGGAGGAGGUGCGCAAGGAGGAGCUCCGGGAUACGGCGCUGCUGCUGGUGGAUAUGGAGGAAACUCUGACGCUGGAAUGCCCUAUCAAUUUCAGUAUAAUGUGAACGAGUACGGCAACAACUUUGGCCACUCUCAAUCCAGCGAUGGCAACCAAGUUACUGGGCGCUAUUUUGUUCAGUUACCUGACGGUCGUCUUCAGACUGUGGAUUUCAAAUCGGAUCCAUUAAACGGCUACACUGCUGAUGUCCAGUACCAAGGCCAGGCACAAUACCCCGGAAGCAACAACGGAGGCUACUCUUCCCAGCCAUCUGGAGCGCAGUACCCUUCAGGAGGAGCUCAACAAGCUCCACAAGGCAACUAUGGCAGUGGUAUUGGCGGCGGGUCCGUCGGACAACUACCACUUGCCUUCAACGGUCAAGGAAAUUAUGGAGGUGCUCUUCCUAGUGCACCUGGAAGUUUUGCUGGCCCAGGAGCCUUUAGCGUCAAACCUUACUAAAUUCUUUAAAAAAGUUUCAAAAAUAACAUAACAGAAAUGUAGACGCAAAAUUACAAACAUCUGUAUUGCAGUUUAUUCCAAUAAAACAUUAUAAAUG
This is a messenger RNA of Daphnia pulicaria, 1635 nucleotides long. Its product is annotated as keratin, type I cytoskeletal 9-like. NCBI's taxonomy places the organism in Eukaryota, Metazoa, Arthropoda, Branchiopoda, Diplostraca, Daphniidae. Bases 588 to 1538 code for a protein of 316 amino acids. Gene Ontology annotation, cellular component: extracellular matrix. The transcript is spliced from 3 exons. The record is from RefSeq and is a predicted model, not a curated record.